This is a messenger RNA of Trichoderma virens Gv29-8, 1392 nucleotides long. RefSeq lists its product as uncharacterized. Bases 1 to 1392 code for a protein of 463 amino acids. The record is from RefSeq and is a predicted model, not a curated record. The transcript has a single exon. Gene Ontology annotation, molecular function: succinate-semialdehyde dehydrogenase (NAD+) activity; aldehyde dehydrogenase [NAD(P)+] activity. Lineage: Eukaryota; Fungi; Ascomycota; Sordariomycetes; Hypocreales; Hypocreaceae.
AUGUCACACUUAACAGAGUACCAGACCAUUGACCCAAGCAAUGGCAAGCUUAUCAAGAGAUUCUCUACUACAACCGACGACGAGAUCUCUGCCGCCAUUGACAAGGCUCACCGCACUUACACUACGGUCUGGCGGUCCACCCCGGUGCGUGAGCGAACAAACGUCCUCCGCAAAGUGGCCGAUUUAGUCCGCCAGAACAAGGAGGAAAUGGUUGAUAUUGGUGUUACGGAAAUGGGCAAGAUGAUUGAAGGCAUGGAGGGAGAGAUUGAAUUUAUCGUCCAAAUCCUCGAGUAUUAUGCCGACAAUGCCGAGCAGUUUAUGCAGCCUGUUCCUUGCCCAGGUGUCCCUGGUGCUGAGAUUGUCUCAGAGUCUCUCGGUGUGGUGUUGGCCAUAGAGCCCUGGAACCUUCCCUACUAUCAGGUCAUCCGUGUUGUAGCCCCCCAACUUGCUGCUGGCAAUGCGGUUCUUGUCAAGCCAGCCAACUGCGUUGCAGAGUCUGCGUUGUUCUUGGAAAAGCUCUUUAUCCAGGCCGGGGCCCCCGCUGGCGUGUUCCAGGUCAUCCUCGCCACUAUCCCUCAAAUCAACACCAUUAUCGAUGAUUUUCGCAUUAGAGGUGUGACUUUGACGGGCAGUGAAAGGGCCGGUAAGGCAGUUGCAGAACGAGCUGGUCGCAACUUGAAGAAGGUUGUUCUGGAGCUUGGUGGUUCGGACCCUUUUAUUGUCCUUGAGGAUGCCGACCUCGACGAGGCCGUUCAGAUCGCAUUCCAGGGCAGAAUGGAGAACAUGGGACAGAUCUGCGUGGCUCUGAAGCGCCACAUUGUCGUUGGCCGUGAAAGGGGCGAAAAGUUCAAGGAGGGUUUGGUCAAGCUCAUCAGGGGUAUGAAGGUUGGUGACCCCAGAGAUAGGUCUACCACUAUUGGACCUCUCUACGCUGAAGCCGGUGUAGUCAACAUUAUGCGCCAAAUUGAAGAGGCCAAGGCUGCCGGUGCUACGGUUGUGGUUGGUGGAAAGAGGAUUGACCGUCCUGGUGCUUAUGUUGAGCCCACACUCAUCACAAACAUUUCUCGAGAGAAUCCUCUCUUCUUGGAAGAGACGUUUGGACCAGUGGCCUCUUUAUACGUUGUUGAUACAGAAGAGGAAGCCAUUGAGCUCGCCAAUGCAACGCCAUAUGGCCUGGGAGGUGCUGUUGCCUCUUCCAGUGUUGAGCACGCCAAGAGAGUUGCUUCGCGGAUUGAGACUGGCAUGGUAUUCAUCAACUCUUCACUCAACUCCAGCCCUGCUAUCCCAUUCGGAGGAGUGAAGAACUCGGGCUAUGGCAGGGAGUUGGCUGAACUUGGGUUUCAAGAGUUUGUCAAUAAGAAGAUGGUUCGUGUGCAUGAGAAAUACUUGUAA